AUGUCAACAGAUAACACAGAAUUGUUAUCAAAAUUUCUUAAUGAUUAUAAUCAACUCAAAAAAUAGAAUUAAGAAUAUUAAAUGAAAGAAAACACAUCACUUUUAACAUUAACUAAUGAAAAUUAAUUAUUGAAUCAAGAAUUGAAUCGUAUUAAAAAAGAAAAUCAAAGACUUAUUGAAUGUAAUACAUUUUUAACUGAUUAACUCAAUUAAUUAAAGCUUCUAUACUCAGAAACUAAAUCAGAACUUCAAGAAUCAUUUAAUUUUAUUUAAAGCAUGAAUAAAAAUAUGAAGACAGGUACAUUUGAAAAUGAAGACAAAGAUCUUAAUAAAUUGAUGGAAAUAUUUUCAGUUAAUUCUGUAGAUUAAUUGAUAAUGACUGCAGAAAAAAUAAAAACUGUAAUGUUAGGUGUUUCCCAUUUAGAAUAGUUUUGCAGAUCUAUUUGUGAAAUCAUUUAUGAUUAACAUGAAGAACAUUAUAAUUUAGAUUAAGUGUUUCCAAUAAUUUAAAAAUGGAAGAAUGAUUCAAAAUAUGUAGAUUGUUUUCUCUUUUUUAAAAAUCAAUUAGAAUAAACACUCUCUUUGAAACAUUCUACUGAUUAAUAAAUUAUUGAUGCUAUUAAAUUACUUUAAAAUAAUCAAAAUUAGGAUAUCUAAACCAUCAAAUAGCUUUUUAAAAUAGAUUCAAAUGAUAAUUUUAUGUUUAAAAUCAAUCAAAUCUUUUUACUUCUUUAAGAUAUUUAAUAAUUUAUCAAAAUAGCUAAAAGACUAUUAGAUUUAGAAGAGAAUAUGAAAAAUGAAGCUUGUAUGGUUUAUAUGCUGAAAUUAUUAGAAAAAAUAAAAUAAAAUCAUUUUAAUGAUCCAGAUCUUAUUAUUAAAAUUAUGAAAAUAAUCAAAGUGGAACAUCCAUAAUAAAUAUUAUAAAAAUUAGAGUAAUUGGUAAAUUGA
Messenger RNA from Paramecium sonneborni, 948 nucleotides. The record is from the annotation of a GenBank genome assembly. Lineage: Eukaryota; Ciliophora; Oligohymenophorea; Peniculida; Parameciidae.